AUGGCUGGCUUCUUAUCCUUCGUCCGGUAUCUGCAGCUGAAAGCCCUCGUGUCUUUUAUGCGCCUCAUCAUUAGGCUCCUUACCUCGUCGCCAAAGCCCAGACCUGACUCUGUGCUCAGAAUCCCAUCGCGUGAAAAGCACCGUACUAUCACAGUCCAUGUCUACAAGCCAUGCGCGGACGGCGCUGAAAGUACGACACCUGCCCCAGUUUUGGUCAAUCUAUAUGGUUCUGGCCUCGCGCUUCCUUUACACGGCCUUGAUGACCAUUUCUGCCGGCUGGUUGCCAACGCCGCCGGCUAUGUGGUGCUUGAUGUCAACUAUCGUCUAGCUCCCGAGCAUCCAUUCCCCGCACCUCUCAAUGAUCUCGAGGAUACUAUGAAAUACGUGCUUGACCGCCCGAAUGAGUACCAGGCCUCGCAGGUCUCCGUAUCGGGGUUUUCAUCAGGUGGAACCCUCGCGCUUGCCGCCGCCGCAACGAUAUUCCCCCGCGGAACAUUCCAAUCUCUGAUCGCAUUCUAUCCCGCGACAGACCUCUUUCAGGAUCCGAGCCUAAGGAAAGCCCCAUUGUCGGGCGGAAAGGCGCGCUCCCAAUUCUGGACUAGGAUCUUUCGGGAGUCCUACAUAAGAGGGAUGGAUCCUCGCGAUCCGAGAAUUUCCCCCGCAUUUGCGGAUACGUCCAAUUUUCCAUCCAACAUGCUGUUCGUGACAGCGGAGAUGGACGCAUCGGCGCUCGAGUCAGAGGAGUUGGCCGAGAGAGCAAAGAGCGAAGGUCACGCUGAUGGUAGGGACGUAAUUAUUCGGAGAAUGAAGGGGUGCGGCCAUGGGUUUGACAAGAAGCUUACGGGCGAUGCCCUCGUCCAGGCCAGAGAUGAGGCUUAUGAACUUGCUGUCAAUAUGUUGAAGAACGUUAAGAGAGAGAGCAGUUAG
Molecule: messenger RNA, 927 nt
Organism: Penicillium riverlandense
Lineage: Eukaryota; Fungi; Ascomycota; Eurotiomycetes; Eurotiales; Aspergillaceae
Product: putative carboxylesterase
Exons: 1
Coding region: 1-927 (308 amino acids)
Molecular function (GO): hydrolase activity
Source: RefSeq, a predicted model, not a curated record